Molecule: messenger RNA, 364 nt
Organism: Mycetomoellerius zeteki
Lineage: Eukaryota; Metazoa; Arthropoda; Insecta; Hymenoptera; Formicidae
Product: multidrug resistance-associated protein 4-like
Exons: 2
Biological process (GO): transmembrane transport
Cellular component (GO): membrane
Molecular function (GO): ABC-type transporter activity; ATP binding
Source: RefSeq, a predicted model, not a curated record
GUAGAAUUUUAAACAGAUUUUCGAAGGAUGUGGGCAUCAUGGAUGAGUGGCUGCCCAAAACGAUGUUGGAUACGAUCCAGGGGUAUUCCGUAGUAUGUGGUAUAAUGAUUAUGGAGGCGAUAAUUAAUCAAUGGAUACUAAUAUUGAUAGCCAUAAUAGUCGUCUUGUUUUUCUUCGUUACGAAGUUCUAUAUGAAGAUUGGUCAAGACAUCAAACGUCUCGAAGGCGUAAUGAAGAGUCCUAUAUUCUCGUACGUAAAUGCCACGCUGAAUGGCUUGCCGACGAUUAGAAGCAGCGGCGCUGAAAUCGAGAAGAUAAUGCGAAAACGGUUUGAUGAAUUGCAAGAUCGUCACAGCGGCACGUG